AUGGCGCAAGCAGGCGACACAGAGACGCCCCGCAUCGAGACGCGCGCCGCGGGCUUCUUAGUUUACAGGCAGCAGUCGCAGGACCCCGAGUUCCUCAUGAUGAAGGCAUCCUACGAGCCUUUCCACUGGACGCCUCCAAAGGGCCACGUCGACGGGACGGAGAGCGCGCUGCAGACGGCGCUCCGCGAAACGAGAGAGGAAGCCGGAAUUUCUGAGGGUGACCUCGAGAUCGACAGGAAUUUUGAGAGAAGACUCCAUUACGUCGCUCGCGGGAAAAACAAAGAGACGGUGUAUUUUUUAGCUCGCGUGCGCAACGCCUGCAAGCCUGUUGUCCUCUCAGACGAACACACAGAGGCUCGGUGGCUGAGCGCUGAAGCUGCAGCGGCGAUUGGAGGCUUCGAGGACAUGGCGCGGGUCCUCAUGGAAGCAGACGCUCACAUCCGAACUUCGCGGGCAACUCAAGCCUGA
Molecule: messenger RNA, 468 nt
Organism: Besnoitia besnoiti
Lineage: Eukaryota; Apicomplexa; Conoidasida; Eucoccidiorida; Sarcocystidae
Product: hydrolase, NUDIX family protein
Exons: 5
Coding region: 1-468 (155 amino acids)
Biological process (GO): ATP biosynthetic process; AMP biosynthetic process
Molecular function (GO): bis(5'-nucleosyl)-tetraphosphatase (asymmetrical) activity
Source: RefSeq, a predicted model, not a curated record